Messenger RNA from Meriones unguiculatus (Mongolian gerbil), 2872 nucleotides. RefSeq names its product myeloid cell surface antigen CD33-like. The record is from RefSeq and is a predicted model, not a curated record. Gene Ontology annotation, biological process: cell adhesion. The coding region runs from base 56 to 928 and encodes 290 amino acids. The transcript is spliced from 5 exons. NCBI's taxonomy places the organism in Eukaryota, Metazoa, Chordata, Mammalia, Rodentia, Muridae. Gene Ontology annotation, molecular function: sialic acid binding. Gene Ontology annotation, cellular component: plasma membrane.
GGCCUGCUGCAGCCCUCCCUUUACUCCCUUCCAGCAGCCCAGGCCUCUGGUGGGGAUGCUGCUCCCCAGACUGCUGCCCCUGCUCUGGGUGUGUGACUGGGUAUCUGGAAUCUGCCUCCAUCCUCCUAGAGAAUCCACAGAUGCACAUCCGGAAUGGCAACUUGUGACAGUGCAGGAGGGUCUGUGUGUCUCCGUGCCUUGCACAUUUCUUAAGUACUCCAGGAACUUACACCCUGUCUUUGGCUACUGGUUCCAUGAAGGGAAGAAUGCAGACCAUGAUUCUCCAGUGGCUACAAAUAACCCAAUUCGACAAGUGCAGAAGAACACUCAGAACCGAUUCCACCUCUUGGGAGACCCGAGUUUCUGUGAUUGCUCCCUGGACAUCAGAGAUGCACAGAAGAGCGACAAUGGCUCUUACUUCUUCACACUGGGAAAAGAGCGUCUGGAAUGGAAUUACUAUACAAAUCUGCUCUUUGUGCAAGUGACAGACCUCACUCACACCCCCAACAUCAACAUCCCACAGACUCUAAAGCUUGGCCAGCCUAACAAUGUGACGUGCUCUGUGCCCUGGGCCUGUGAGCGGGGGACACCCCCCAUCUUCUCCUGGAUGUCAUCUGCCCUCACAUCCCUGGGCCCUAGGACCACCCUCUCCUCUGUGCUGACCCUCACACCCAGGCUCCAGGACCAUGGCACCAACCUCACCUGUCAAGUGAUUUUUCCUGGAGCUGGUGUGACUGUUCAAAAGACUAUCCUGAUCAUUGUCACCUAUAACGCACAGAACUUCACAACCCAUGUCUCUGCAAGACCUGGACCAGGGAAAGCAGGACCCCUGGCAGAAGUAGUUCUGGUAGCCAUUGGAGGGGCAGCUAUCAAAUUCCUGCUUCUUGGGAUCUGCUUCCUCUUCCUAAGGCACUUCAGUCCUCCAUAAAGUCUAUUCAUUGAACUAACCAAGAGAGCCAGCUGACCUCUGAAUCCACUACCAGUUUCCCAUUGUUUGAGUCUGCUGGUACUCUAUGGGUCAGGCAGUAGCCAAAGGGCACUGAAACCAACUUGGAAAAGAUGCUACAAGGUGAUUAUCUCCAUUCUUAUGGCUGUGAAUAUAGCUGGCAUUACAUCAUGGAUCUACCACACCCCAGUCAAGAAAGUGGAAGCCAUGGAUGAUGAUGCCAAAUGGACUGUCUCCAGAUUAUGGACCCAUUAAAAUUAAGGUUCUAUCUGGCUCCAGGCCUUUCCACUUCCUGACCCUCUACCUCCUUUUGCGUCUUAUGUUUUGUUCUAAGGGUAUGAAUGGUGUUAUGGUUCCACCCCACAGCCCUCAGACCUGGAACUAGAAACUGAGAAAGACAGAUACAAGAAAGGUAUUAGCUAGUGUGACUAAAGACCAGCAACUCAUAUUCAUCUUGAGCUUUGCUCACUAAUGCUCACUUUAAGUGUUUGGUAGUACGAAAAAAGCAAAGAUAUAGGAGUUUAUCUUUUGAGAUAGAAAUACAGAGUUUACAAUCCAAUGCAUGCCCUGCAGCUGGGCCUUCUUGUUGCCAGAAACAAGAGACUUUCCGCUGAAAAAAUUAGGGUUGUUAGACUGAAAUUUUCCUUUUAGAAGAUUCUCACUUUUGGAAAACCUGGGGAAUCAGACUCUAUGCCACAGGAAGGGACCCUGGACAUAGAGUCAAUCAUUCCCAGCCAGAAAUCAGCCAGGAUUUCCGGUUAUGCUUAGACACCCAGCCCCCAUACUACAUAGGAAUAGGAACAAACCAUACUUUCAGCCAUUGACUGACAGAACUCGCUGUGACUGGGGGUGGCCCAAAUCAGCAUUACAGGACUCCCAAGAGACUAAAACUUGUCUAAUAUACAAAACUUUUAAUCCACACACUUCCCCUUAUUCUGAUUCCUGCUGUCCUGCCUUGUGGGUUUACUCAUGUGGACAACAAUAAUAUUACUGAAACCACUUGGAAGGCAUGUACUAAUGGUUUGAUUAAAAAGGCCUCUUUUGCUCUUUCCAAACUAAAUAGACAGAUUGAUUAGGACGUAGAGGAAUUAAAAGUUUCUGUUUCUGAAUUAAAAGAAUAGGUAGGUUCCCUUGCAGAAAUGUCCUACAAAAUUGGAGAAGUUUGUACUUCUCAUGAGAUAAAGAAAACUAUGUAUGGCUUUGAAAGAAACCUGUUGUUUCUAUGUCAAUUUUUCAGGAGUAAUUAGAAAAAAAAAAUCUUAUCAUGGUUGGAAAAAAAACUCAGAACUUGGGAGCCACAAGCAGGCAGAUCUCUGUGAGUUUGAGGACAGUCUAGUCUACAGAGUGAGUUUGGGGACAGUCUGUUCUACACAAUGAGUUCUAGGACAGCCAGGGCUACACAGAAAACCCCUUUCUUGAAAGAAAGCAAUAAAAAUAAAAAAAAAAAACUGAAAAAAGAAGAGAGAAAGACAAAAAUCAAAUAGUUGAUACCAGUGUCUGUUCUCUUGGUCCCCUGGCUAAGUACUCUGCUAUCAGCACUGCCUGGGUCUUUAAUUCUCAUUCUAAUUGGAUUAAUAUUGGGCCCUGCAUUUCAAACUGAAACAGGAUGAGUCCACGAUUGACUCAUUCACAAAGACCAGUAGGGAAUACAACAGGGCCUCAAACCUUAGUAGUCCUCCAGACUUUACCACAAAUGACUCUGUGAUGGGAGUACCAUUCAAGCCAUAAAACUCAGCACAUCGUAAGUACCACCUGCCAAAAUGAAAACCUAAUCCAUCAAAGGCCAUAGUUCUGGGAAAGUCUCUAAAGGUACUAACCUUGCUUUUUGGCUUCUGUAGUUCCACUUCUAGCUAACUGUUUUAGUUAACUGUUCUUGUAAAAGCUCGCCCUAAGAAAGGUUCAGUGAUAACAUUGGGAUCCCAAACA